Scomber japonicus (chub mackerel) is the source of this 3336-nucleotide messenger RNA. RefSeq names its product discs, large (Drosophila) homolog-associated protein 3 (gene dlgap3). Gene Ontology annotation, molecular function: molecular adaptor activity. The transcript is spliced from 11 exons. Gene Ontology annotation, biological process: signaling. NCBI's taxonomy places the organism in Eukaryota, Metazoa, Chordata, Actinopteri, Scombriformes, Scombridae. Gene Ontology annotation, cellular component: postsynaptic specialization; glutamatergic synapse. The record is from RefSeq and is a predicted model, not a curated record. Bases 1 to 3336 code for a protein of 1111 amino acids.
AUGAAAGGGUACCAUGUCAGCCGUAGCAUGUCCCAGCAUUCCUCCGGUGGUGGUGGAGGAGGCCCCUGUCACUGCACGCCUGAGGACUGCGAUGGCCCCGGUAGAGACUACUACCCGGGUCACAGCGAUGGCCACUAUUAUCCUUCGGGAGGUCCCGCUGAGUCUCUGGCGCUGGAGAGGCACCAUUCCCACUCCCACUCCCACUCUCACAGCCACUCUGGUGGGGGCACCUUCCCCCGCUCCCACCCCAGCCAGCACCCACCACUCCAGUCGUUUGACUCCUGCGAGGAGUGCCUCUCAUCAGGUCACGGGGGUAAGAUGCACCGCAUUCCCCCAAACCUGAUGGAUCAGUUUGAGAAGCAGGUACCCUUCCACCCUGAUGGCUUCCACACAUUGCAGUAUCAGCGCACCGCUAGUGGGGGUGCUGAGCCACGCAGCGAGAGCCCCUCGCGCAUCCGCCACCUAGUCAACUCAGUGCAGCGCCUCUUCGCCAAGUCCCAUUCCCUGGAGGCACCAUCCAAACGGGAAUACAACGGCACAAGAGGAGGAGGGGACUACCGUGGUGAGAGAGGGGGAGGCCACAGGAGUGGAGGAGAGGAGGGUGGAGGCCAUUACUCUGGCCAUCAAUCUCGGUCUACCAGGAGGAGCAAGUCUCGAGAGCGUAGUAAGAGCGGAGACUCGAGGCACGAGUCCGGAAGACGCCACCGCAGCAGGACAGCAGGAUGGUGGAGCUCUGAUGAUAACCUGGACAGCGACAGCAGCUUUCUGGUGAGCGGGGGCAGAAGGGGGUAUCCCAGUGGACACGAGAGCCUGGAUGCCGCCAUCCAGGAGCUCACCAUGAAGAAACCCAAGGAGCGAGGGGCCGUGCCCGUGCCUGGGCCUGGUCAUGGAGAGUGCAUGGCCUGUACCACAAUGGCGCUGGCUGGGAGUGAAGGAGGAGGACACCACGGGCACCACGGCCACUCCCUGAAGAGGAGCACCUGGUCAGCCAUGACAGUGAGUCAAGCCAGGGAGGUGUACCCUUCCACCAGGGGUGGAGCAGGGUACGACAAAGCCCUUGUGCCCAUUGAGAGCAAGAUGAAGGAGAGGACCUUCCACUACCUGCAGGUCCCUUCAGAAGACUGGGGAGGUGGAUACGGCGGAGGCAGCGUUACCGACAGCGGAGGGGAGAUUCCGUGCCGACGCAUGCGAAGCGGCAGCUACAUUAAGGCCAUGGGAGAUGAUGAUAGUGCUGACUCAGACACUAGCCCCAAAGCUUCACCCAAAUCCACCCUGGUAGCUCAAAGGGAUGCCUUUAGACGGUCUAUCAGCAUGGAUCAAAGGUAUUCAUGUAAGCAGUGUACAGACUCCUAUCCUAACAGCCGAACCACACCCAAAACCCACACCCGCUCCCGCAGUUACACCCGCUCCCUGACCAGCUCACAGCUGGGAGACACGUUGAACCGUCAGUUUGAAGCAGUGUGUGAGACCAUGUUCGGGGAGGUAGAAUCUCAAGCCGUCGAGGCCUUGGAUCUUCCGGGGGUGUUUCGCACUCGCAGCCACAGCUACGUCCGCGCCAUCCAGGCCGGCUGUUCCCAGGACGACGACUGCCUCUCUGUCUUCUCCAUGUCGGGCCCCCAAGGCAGCAUCAAGGGCGGGGCCGUCUUUCCUUAUCGCAAAGGUGCUCCUCCCCCACUCCCACCUCGCAUGUCCAAGUCUUCACUCUCAGUGCGAGCCCAGAGCAGCACCGAGUCCACCCAGGAUGCUUACUUCCAGAGCAGCGGACAGUUGGCCGCAGGCUCAGGCCCCGGGCGCCCCAAACAGCACAGCAACUCCGUGGACCUGGGCGGCUCUGAUGGGCCCUCGGGUCGCUCCUCCAGAGGCGGCUACUACAUCGCCACGGGGCCUGGACGUUCUCGGCAACACAGUAACUCGGCAGAGAGCCUGGAUGGGGUCAGGGGUUCACGGGAGCUGGUGCCCUACGGAGGGGGCCCUGGAGUUGGGGUGAGGGCCAAACAUAGCAGCUCAGCUGACAGUUUGCUGGAGGGGCCACCGAGGCCAGCCAGGGAGCGGGAUGGCAGGGUUGGGGGCAGCCUGGGGAAGUCAAUCUCCCUGCCUCAGAACAGCAUUGUUUUGAGUAAAGCUGGAGGACAAGAUGAAGGACGUGAUGGGAGAAAGUGGAGGCCAUCCAUAGCUGUGCAGGUGGACAGCUCGGAGACUCUGUCAGAUUCAGACCCAGAGGGCAAAGCUCUUACGGAGGUCCACUCUAUAGGAGUCCAAGUGGAAGAUGACAAAAGACGGGCUCGUUUCAAACGCUCAAACAGCGUGACAGCAAGCGUGCAGGCCGACCUGGACCCCGAGGGCUUCCCGGGGCUCAGCAUUGCUGUGCCAACACAGGACAAGAGUCUCCAGUUUGGCUGUUCCUUCCAAAGGCACUCGUCAGAGCCAGAGUCAGCAAGCCAGUACACAGAGUGCCACCGUACCGUCCACACACAGGGACAGUGGGCCUACAGAGAGGACUUUAUCCAGAGUGGCUACACCACUGAGGUCUGUCCAGCAGACCCACGCCCCCACCAGCACCCACACUUGCCUCCACGUUCCCACUCCCCACUGCCCAUCACCUCUGAGCGGGCAUGGGCAGGGACGCCGUCCCUGGAGGGCCCUCGGAGCCUGCCUGACUCAGGUCGGGCGUCACCCUGCAUGAGAGAUGGAGAGUUCUUCUUGCGCCUGCUGCAGACAGAAGUGGAGAGGAUGGAGGGCUGGUGCCAGAACAUGGAGAGAGAGGCAGAGGAGAACGAAUUGCCAGAGGAGGUUCUCGAGCUGAUCCGUAAUGCAGUUGGCAGCGCCCAGAUGCUCAUGUCUCAGAAAGUCCAGCAGUUCUUCCGCCUCUGUCAACAAAGUGUGGACCCAUCCGCAUACCCCCAGCCCACCUCUCAGGACCUGGCAGGCUUGUGGGACCUGCUCCAGCUCAACAUAGAGGACGUCAGGGUCAAGUUUCAGGACCUCCAGAGGCUCAAGGAGUCUGGUUGGAGGCUCCCACCUGAAAAGAAGGAGGAUAAGAAGCUUCCUCCUCCCUUACCAAAGAAGCCAGCAGGCGGGGUGAGUGGCAGCCUACGGGCCGAUAGCGUCGGGGAUGUGGGGGCCGGAGGUGGGUCAGGGGGCCUGGUGGUGCCUCGUGUGGGUGGACAUACCCUACCCAUCAGGGAGAAGUCCCUGGACCUCGGGGACCGUCAGAGGACAGAAGCGAGGAGGAGGCUGCUGCAGACCAAGCGUACUGCCUCCUUCAGGCAGAACUCGGCCACGGAGAGUGCCGACAGCAUCGAGAUCUACAUUCCCGAAGCCCAGACUCGACUCUGA